AAGAAAUCAAUUUUUUGUAGAAAUCUAUAAAUGUGAAUGUAGGAACAAGAAGAAUCUCUCUGAAUGAAAAUGGGAAGACGAAGAAGACCACAUUGUAUUUUGUAUUUAUGUUUUCAGCUACAAUAACAAAUAUAGCAUAAUGUAUGGUGCCGCCACAUGUUUUUAACAAGUGUAAAGCAUUGCGAAUGCAGACAUUAUGACUAGUUUCAGAUAUUUGUUGCAUAUAGCAUAUAUGGGAAAGCCUUUCAGGGGCUCUCAAAGGCAAAUAAAAGCACUAUCACCCAGACCUGAUGACCCUUUAACUGUGCAAGGUAGGCUAGAAAUGGGCUUAAAAAGAUUAAAUCCUACAAACGAUCCUAUAGUACAGAUGUCUUCCAGGACGGACACUGGGGUUAAUGCUUUGAAUAGUAUCUGUCACGUAGACCUUACUAGAAGGAAUGACAUCCCCUAUCACCCCAAAAGUAUAACUUUGUGUCUAAAUAAAUACUUUAAUAAAGAUGAGGUUCCAAUUAGAAUACUGAAAACUUAUAAUGUUCCUCAGAGUUUUCACUGUCGACAAAAUGCUUUGUCCAGAACAUACCUUUAUAGAAUAAUGAUAGCUCCAACUGAAAAUCUACAUGCAGCUCCAAAUAUUAAUUAUAUACCAAUUGAAGAAUGGGAUAGGUGUUUGUUUUAUUGUACAAAUACAUUUGAUAUCGAGAGAAUGAAAGAAGGUGCAAAAUUAUUGGAGGGCUAUCAUGAUUUUAGAAGUUUUAUGGGAAAAAUUCAACAACGGGAUUAUAAAUUAACUCGAAGAGUCUUAGAAUAUAUACAUAUUAACUAUACAGGUAGACCCGGAUACAGUCCUUAUAGUUGGCCUGAUUUUGCGAAUACUUCUCCGAAUGACUAUAUAUUCUUGGACGUUUAUAUCAAAUCUAAAGGAUUUUUAUACCGACAGGUACGAAGGACUGUGGCAGCGUUGAUAGCAUUAGCACAAGAGAUGGUAGGGUCUAGAGUGUAUGUAGGUGGUCUGCCCUAUGGUACAUCGGAGCGGGACCUGGAGCGAUUCUUUCGAGGAUACGGCCGUAUGAGAGAUGUUUUAAUUAAAAAUGGAUAUGGGUUUGUUGAAUUUGACGAUUAUAGAGAUGCUGAUGAUGCUGUAUAUGAAUUAAACGGUAAAAAACUUUUAGGGGAGCGAGUUACAGUUGAGAGGGCAAGAGGCACUCCUAGAGGUCGAGACCAGUAUGCAUCAGGUGGCAGCAGCAGAAGCAGUAGAAAUGACGAUCGCCGCUCCUCAAAUAAUGACAGAUAUGGACCCCCCACCCGCACUAACUACAGGUUGAUCGUGGAAAACCUUUCCUCCCGCAUCAGUUGGCAAGAUUUAAAGGAUUAUAUGCGCCAAGCUGGGGAAGUUACCUAUGCAGAUGCCCAUAAAGAUCAUCGCAAUGAAGGAGUGGUUGAGUUUGCUUCAUAUUCUGAUAUGAAAAAUGCUAUAGAAAAGCUAGAUGAUACUGAGCUUAAUGGUAGGAAACUCCGCCUGGUCGAAGACAAAAAGAACAACAAAUCGCGUCGCUCAGCAUCUUAUAGCAGCCGUAGCAGAUCCCGAAGUCGUAGCCGUUCAGCAAGACGUUCCAGGUCACGUAGUCGCAGUUCCCGCUCCAAGAGUAAAUCAAGAUCCAGGUCACGGUCGCAAAGUGCUAAAGACGACCGAGAAAAAUCCAAGUCUAGGUCUCGUUCGAGGUCCAACUCUCGCAAAAAGUCUGAUAGAUCCAGGUCCAAUUCACGAAAGAAGUCAGUAGGAAGUGAUCAUUCCCGUUCUAGAUCACAUUCUAGAACUCCAGACAAGCGUUCCAAAUCCCGUGAAGCCUCCAAAGAAAGAUCCAGGUCAAGAUCUAGGUCUAGAUCAGAAAGCAAGGAAAGAAGUAAAUCAAGAAGCAGAUCCAGAUCACCAAAUUAA
This is a messenger RNA of Diabrotica balteata, 1936 nucleotides long. The record is from the annotation of a GenBank genome assembly. Lineage: Eukaryota; Metazoa; Arthropoda; Insecta; Coleoptera; Chrysomelidae.